Halichondria panicea is the source of this 1359-nucleotide messenger RNA. Its product is annotated as G-protein coupled receptor 157-like. NCBI's taxonomy places the organism in Eukaryota, Metazoa, Porifera, Demospongiae, Suberitida, Halichondriidae. The transcript is spliced from 3 exons. Gene Ontology annotation, cellular component: plasma membrane. Bases 129 to 1277 code for a protein of 382 amino acids. Gene Ontology annotation, biological process: cell surface receptor signaling pathway; adenylate cyclase-activating G protein-coupled receptor signaling pathway. Gene Ontology annotation, molecular function: G protein-coupled receptor activity. The record is from RefSeq and is a predicted model, not a curated record.
AUGUGGAUCUAGAAAAAAGGUGGGGCUCACAAUGUAAAUGUUACCUCUCAGCAAGUAAGUGCCAACUCUGUUUGUUCUCUGCUGACAACAGGGACGAAAGUAUCUUCUAUCGGAUGUAUUAAGUUUCAAUGGCUAGCACAACGACUGCACAAGAUUUUUACGAGAAGAAUGUGAGUGUUCGGGCUAUCAGUGGUUUGUCAUCGGCCUUGUCAAUCCUGGGCUCAGCUUUGAUCAUUCUCUCCUAUCUUUGCUUUCGCAGUCUACGAACAAGAGCACGACUCAUUCUAGUUCACCUGGCUCUCACUGAUAUGGGGGUAGGUAUUGCCAAUUUGGUAGGAAUUAUCGUCAACUUUGAUCAGUAUUUCCCUCAUGGUGACUCGCCAGCGAAUGUGGCACAACAGCCUAACUUAUCAAUAGUGAACCUCUGCAAGACUCAGGCCUCUGUUGCUGAAUACUGUACUCUAAGUUCCGUGCUUUGGACCUCUUGCUUGGCUGUCUACAUGUACUUGCUGAUUGUGAACAAAAAUUCAAAACAAACAAAGAUGUUUCUGUGGUUCUCGUAUGUGUUUUGCUAUGGGAUGCCAUUAUUAGUUACCGUGUGGAUGCUGUGUACUGAACGACUUGGGUAUUCUCCUUACAACUCUUCUGGCUGGUGUUCAACUGUUUUGGUCAAGCCUUAUUAUGGGGGAUCAAAAGCAGGAAUUGACGUCAUGGCUGCCAUUAUUGGAUACGAUAUGUGGAUAAUCCUCACUAUUGUUCUGAUUGCAGUAUUGUACAUCUCCGUAUUUAGUCAUGUGAGACUGCAGCAAGCUGUUCUGGCAAUGCACAACAUCGACUACAAGUUCAUUCUGAUUCCAGUGAUGUUCAUUUUCCUAAGGAUGUGGACUCUUGUUUUGAAUAUGCUCGAAAUAUACCUUCAAAUUCCUCCAGAAGAUAUUGUGCCUUGGGCUAUGAAAGCACUUUUGUACUUAUCUGGAGUUGGAGAUUCCGGUCAAGGUUUCUUCAAUGCCAUUCUGUUUGUGGCUUUCACACACAGCGUUCGGAAACGUCUGUUUGCGUCCUUGUGCUUGAAGGUAUUCAAGAGACAGAAAAUUAUCAAAACCGAAGAAGAAAAUUCGAUUUAUUCUGAAACUCGACAUAUUUUUAAAAGUUCUAAUCCUGUGAAUAGUAAGAAAUACAACUCCCUACCACAAGGACAGGUGAAUAGCGCCUCCGAACAGCAACAACAAAGUGUUACCCCUAUCAGUGAAUAUUCCCCUGUUGUUUCCUGGAAGUGAUAAACAAUUACAUGUUGAAAUUUUAAAAAUCUUCACAUACUGUUCGAUAUAGUGCAGACUAAAAAAAUAUAUUGACAUCUUG